This is a messenger RNA of Leptidea sinapis, 1875 nucleotides long. RefSeq names its product protein draper (gene drpr). The record is from RefSeq and is a predicted model, not a curated record. NCBI's taxonomy places the organism in Eukaryota, Metazoa, Arthropoda, Insecta, Lepidoptera, Pieridae. The transcript is spliced from 13 exons. Bases 187 to 1875 code for a protein of 562 amino acids. Gene Ontology annotation, molecular function: scavenger receptor activity; protein binding.
CUGUCUUGGUUGUGUCUGUGAAGCUUGAAGUGAGAAGUGAGAACUAAGAAGUGGUGAUUGUAAUUAUUAAUUUGUAUCAUUGUAGUGCGUAAGAUCAGACAAUUAUUCGUAAUUGGCGGCGAUACGCGCGUAACAAUCGCACCGAACAAUAGUUGUUAGAAGAUGUGGAGCGCGUGACCAGGCGGCAUGUGGCUCGGAGUGCUGAUGCUGGCGGUGCACGCCGCCGCCAUGCUCGAGGGACCCAACGUGUGCGUUCGACAGGAGGCAUACACAACAACGAUCCGUGUGUCGGAGCAACAGGCGUACCAGGUGAAGGAGAACUCGUGGUGUCUCAGCGUGCCGCCGCGGUGCUCCAAGUACAAGAUCAACUUCCGCACGGUGUACAAGACGCAGAAGCUAGUCAAGAUCCGCCCCGUCGAGGAGUGCUGCAAGGGGUACGCACCAGAUUCUCAAGGCAAGGAAUGCGUGCCGGUGUGUGUGGAGUCUUGCGUGCACGGGAAAUGCAUCGCGCCCGACACUUGUGCGUGCGCGCACGGUUACGGAGGACCUGCGUGCGAUAUAUCAUGUCCUGACGGCAAGUGGGGUCGCAACUGCCAGAACGAUUGCCGUUGCUUGAAUGGCGGCACAUGCGAGCCGCUGACUGGCGACUGCGCGUGCGCAGCCGGCUGGCGUGGCGACGCCUGCGAGCGAGCGUGCGCGGCGCUCAGCUUCGGAGAUGGCUGCCGUCAGACCUGCCGCUGCCAUAACAACGCGACCUGCGACCCGGCUAGCGGCGCCUGCAAGUGUUCACCCGGAUUUACAGGACCGCUAUGCGAGGAAGAAUGCCCCAAAGACGAUAAAUGUCCGGAGCGGUGUCGGUGCCAGAACGGCGGGCAGUGCGACUUCGUGACGGGAGCGUGCGAGUGUCCGGCCGGCUGGACGGGCGAAGUGUGCGCCAACGAAUGUCCUACCGGUCGUUGGGGUGAGCGAUGCGAGCGCACCUGCGAGUGUGCGAACAGGGCCGGCUGUCACCACGUCACCGGCAAAUGUUUGUGUGAGGCGGGAUUUACGGGAGAUAAGUGCUUAGAGACGUGUCCGCUGGGCACGUUCGGCGUGGGGUGCGCGGGCCAGUGCGCGUGCUCGCACGGCGGCUCGUGCAGCGCGCGGGACGGCUCCUGCACGUGCAAGCCGGGCUGGGCCGGAGCGCGCUGCGAGCGGCGCGCGUGCGAGGACGGCCGCUGGGGCCCGCGCUGCGAGCGGCCGUGCGAGUGCGACCCGCCCACCACGGACAUGUGCGACCCGUGGACGGGAGCGUGCGAGUGCUCCGCGGGCUGGGCCGGCGAGACGUGUACCCGCCAGUGCCCGCUGCUCACGUACGGCAAGGGCUGCCGGAACACGUGCCGCUGCGAGAACAGCGGCCAUUGCUCGCCUGUCAACGGAUCGUGUCUGUGCGCUCCGGGGUACCGAGGCGUGCACUGCGAGGAGUCGUGUCCUCCGCCCCUGUACGGAGACAACUGCGCCGACACGUGCCAGUGCAUGAACAACGCGACGUGUGCGCACGAGACCGGCGAAUGUACCUGCGCGCCCGGGUUCGACGGAUUGAAAUGCGAUCGACCGUGCGACGGAAAGACGUAUGGUCUAGGUUGUCGGCAGCUGUGUGACUGUGAGAACGAUGCGCCCUGCAACCCUGUCACAGGUGCGUGCGUGUGCGGCGCGGGGUACGAGGGCGAGCGCUGCGAGCGCAAGUGUCGCGGCGGCUCGUACGGCGCCGCGUGCGCGCUGCGCUGUGCGUGCUCGGGGCGGGCCGCGGGCUGCGACCACGUGACGGGCCGCUGCGAGUGUCGCGCCGCGUGGAGAGAAUUCACAAACUUAAAUAUAACAAUGUCCGCGGGUUAA